This is a messenger RNA of Musca domestica (house fly), 8096 nucleotides long. RefSeq lists its product as uncharacterized. The record is from RefSeq and is a predicted model, not a curated record. The transcript has 15 exons. Lineage: Eukaryota; Metazoa; Arthropoda; Insecta; Diptera; Muscidae. Gene Ontology annotation, molecular function: protein binding.
CGCAUCUUCGAAUGUGCUGAGGUGUUUCAUUUCCUCUACUCUAGACACUUCAGACCAAAAAAACAAAAAAAAAAGAAAAAACAUUAAAUAUUUUUUGCUACAACGUACGGCCAGCAAGAAAGGAAGGAAGCAAACUCGACCAACCAACCAACACACACACACACGUAUACAAAAACUUUAAAGGCUCUGUGUAUUUGAUGUGUUUCAUUUUUUCGCUGGACUUUGAAAUUGGCAAAAUUUCCAUUGGAAAUAAUUUCGGAACUUUUAACUGAAAAUUAGAAACGGCCGUGUUUAGACAUCAAACGAACGAACGAAUAAAACAAAUUACUUUAUUUUUGUUAUACAAUAAUUUAGAGAAACCCCAAAAAAAGAAAGCAGAAAAUUUUACUUAGCAAUGUUAUAUACAGACAUUACUAUCUAGAAAUAUUAAGUGUAAAAAAAUUGUGAAAAAAUAAUAAUAAUUAUGAAAUAUGUUAGUUAAUUCAUUUUGAAAUUUAUUGGUGUGAUAUUUUUAUUAGUGAAAAGCAAAAAAAAAAAAAGAUAAGAGAAAAAUAAAUUUUUGGCAAUUUUAAGUUUUUGGUCGUCUUGCAUAAGUGUGUUGUUCUGGCUUUCGUCAAAGAAAGAAGACAACAACAACAACAGAAAACAGGACACUCACUACUCAGUGGAUACCACAAAUGCUGACACAUACCUACAAGCAGACAUACCAGCAUGGCAUACAACCAUACAAAACCAACCAUUUAUUAUGCACAUCCUUCGUAAUACGGGUAUUUUAGUGAAAUAUAAAGAAUGAAAUAAAAAAACAACAACAGCAACAACAAUAACUACAAUAAAUUCCAAGUGAACCUAUCAAAAAAGAAGAAGAAGCAGAAGAAAUGGAAACCAAGGAUAUUCAUAGAGAUUAGCUAUAUUAAAGAAAAUACUACUGCACACGCACACACAUACAUAUAUACAUAUGUACGUAUAUACACAUUGAGAACCCCCCCCCCACACACACACAUAAUCCAAACCCCCCAAGAAAAGCUUUAAGAAAUGUACAAAAAAGAACAAAAACAAAAACCCACAUAGGAAAAAAAUCCACAUCAUGCAUCUGUAGAAUGUCAAGACAACAACAACAACAAGAGCCUACCACCAGAAGAAUCCUAGACACCAUGGCUUCUUUGGCUUCCAUGGUUGGUGCUGUUGAUUUCUCUGCCAUUGCUGCUAAUGCCACAAUCAUGUAUCAUUGCGGAUAAGAAAAAGGCUUUUUUUAAAAAAAGAAAGGACGAACCCAUAACAAUUUUAAGCAUCCGAUUUUUACCUCACUCUCUCUGUGAAAUCAACUUCAAUAGGGCAAAUAAUAAUGAAGCAGAUCAGUUUCCCUUGGCUGGGGUAAUUCAUUGCAUCUACGAGUGGCAGUGCAUGUGGGCUUGUCACACUUCCAUAGCGAGAGUGUGUGUGUGAGAGUGUCGUCGUCAUACAUCCUCCUCUAACUGAUUAUCAACAUCAUUGCUGUCGUCAUUGUUGAAGCUGCAACGGCAGUAGCUCCUUGUAAAUACAAAGCAAUGCAAUUGGAGCAAAACAGCAAAGGACUAUCUUAACUCAAAAAAAAAAAAAAAAAAAAAAAUAGAAGCACACUUAGAACCCAGAGUUAUUAAUAACCAACAUCUUGGCUGGACCGCAAAGCCACAACCUAACGCAGGUAUCUUCUACUACUCCAACAACAACAACAGCCGCAGCCGCCGCACUGUUGGUAUUAUCAUCAACUCUAAUAACAUUAAAAUAAAAAUAAUAAAAAUAUUUUGUAAGCAACAAAGGCAAAAAUCAUUGGAGCGUAUUUUCUUCUUCUACAACGACGACCACGACGUUAGCAGACAACCUUAACAAACCCACACACAACGUCAACGCGAACCGAUAGACAUACUCUCCCUCCCACACACAAGCACACAAACACCCACCCGCCAGCCAGUCAAAGAGACACCCAAGUCAAAGGAAACUCAAACCAAAGGGAACACCAACCAGCAUCCUUCUUGGAUUACAUUUUCCAGCCCAACAGCCGCACCAACACUAAGAUGAGUGUGGCGAUGCGUAUGAAUAACGGUCUUCACCAUGCUGUUUCAAUGGGCACCAUCGAUACAAUAACCACAAAUACCAAGCCAACUUGUUCCAGUCAUUCUGAUCGAAAUUAUGAUUCUGAAGAUGAAAAUACGUAUCGCCGUCGUCUGAGACAUACCUCAUCCACAGAAUUGUAUCCCAGGCCAUCGCAGUAUUCCAAGGGAGACAUAAGAGAGCAGUACUGCCUCACUGAUCGCCAAGUUAAUACCAUCGAUCGCUCACGGCGUGAACGCUUUUUUGGUUGCCUAAGUCGUCGUAGUACUCCGCAAUCGUUUCUGGGCGGCUGUGUUGGUCGUCGCAUACCCUCAGACGAGAAUUUGGCACCCUACACACCGUUUUAUAAAUAUUCACGUUAUACGAAACAAUUUCCUAAUACUGCAACAACGUCGUCGUCUUCGAACACUGCUGACAACAUGGAUAUGGAAAGUUCCUAUUUUCGUAGACAACCAGCAUCGAUACUAAGUACUUCCAAAAUGGUGGAUGCAUCCACGGAUAAUCGCCAGCACAGCAGUUGGAUGGAUCAGCAACAACAACAGCAACACCACCAAUUUCAGCAGCACCACCUACAACAACAGCAGCAGCAGCAGCAGCAACAACAACAACAUCAGCUGCAACAGCAUCAGAUGGCCCAGCAUCCGGCAUAUGGGAAUUAUGAUAAUAUCAGUUAUAUCAACGAUAAAAGCUCAUAUCACUGCCCUUCCCAUAUGGGAGUUGGUGCUGGUCUGCAGCAUCCUGGAGCCCUCAAUACCCCCAGAACAAAACACGUUAGCUUUGCCCGUUCCCAUACCCUCACCUCAUUCGAUGACUUCAAUGUGGGCUUCCGGUCGUCGGGACGCAUGAAAUCGGCCCAGUCACAAGAACGCCUAAUUGGUGGCAAAAAACCCUUGGGACCCAGUGGAUCCUAUUAUGACACAAUGCCUGUUUGUGCCGCCCCGCCACCGCCUAUUACUGCCAUAAUGGGUUCGAACUCCACCAUACAUAUGCUGCCAACGGCAACAGUUCCUGUCCACCAAUUAGGUCACACACAUCAACACUACCAGCCAGGUCAUAUGCAAGUGGCGGCGGCACCAACGCAGCCACCGCCCACAACAUAUUUGCCCGCCUAUGUCACCGAACAACAUGUCCAGACCCAGCAACCGACAGCGGUGCUAACAAAUCGCCCAAUCCUAGAAGACUUGUCCAGUAUGAAAAUGGCCUCAACGUGUCCACUGCAAAAUCUGCCACCACCCAGUCCAGAGGUGAUUGUGGUGGAGAAAAAGUUUCGCAAUGCCAUGAAGACGCAGGCCACUCAGACGGAUGUUAGGAAAAAUGAAUUCGAACAAAGUUUGGCCUUGAGUCCAAGGACCAUACAUCGAGUCCGGGUGGUUUCGCAGGGAGCCCAAACGAAUGGGCUGGCGAAUGGAAAACCCCUGGCCAAGAGUCUCUCACAAAUACCCUAUGACAGUAAACGACAUGAAGAGACCAGAGGCACCUCGCAGGCAGAACAUGAACUGCUGCAUCGCACCCAAUCGGAGGAGCCACCCAAGUCCCCGCUGGAAAGUAGUUUCCCAUACUACCAACCCCCACCUCCUCUCGAGUAUGAUACGAAUCAUGAGAAGUAUAUGUAUCAAAAGAAAGAUCUCAGCUCCAUGUCAAAGGAGGACUCCUUUUCGUACGAAAGCAAUAGUUUGCCUCGGCGAACCUGUGGCUAUCGCCUGGACACCGAUUUCCAUAGCCUGCCCAGACGAGACAUGCACAAUGUCCAGGAUGUGUGCAAACACAUCACAGAAUGUUCUGAGCUCAUGGCAGAUGGUUCCUCGGAUUUCACCUCAGAUCUACUACCACCACCCCAGGAAUAUUGUCUGGACGAUGAUGAUUCGCUGGAUAUUACUCAGACCUAUCCCAAGGAAUACAAGGACUCAAGUCGGCGUAAAUCCAUGUUGGUUAGCAUGGAACCACCCGAUGAUAGUCCCUUUCGCCGGGAUGAUAUACGGCGUCAGUCCAUGCCGGUCUAUGUGAAAACGGAAAAACUUGUGGACCUGGAUUAUGUGGGCAAGGGAUCGCGUCGCUUCAAUCGCAAAGCUUUCCGUGACGAUAUGUCCGAUGAAAAAGAAAUUAUCAUCGAUUUUAAACCCUACAUCAAAAACGAUCUGCAGUCCAAGACUUUGAAGAGGAAAUUCCUCAAGAAACACGAGCAGCAGGAGGCCAAACUUGCGCCCAAGGAACUUCCUGAACCCUAUGAUUCCAUAUCAGCUGAGAGUGAUCAUAGCGAUCAGGAUCCACGACAAGAUCCUGUUUAUGAAAAUUUACAGGCCUGCGGCUGUGUGGCCAUUGCCGCGAAUGUUCCGGAGGCUGAGUACAGCGAGCAGGAACAUGAAGAGAAGGAUGAAAAGGGUUCAGGAAUUUCUGCACCGCCCAGUCCGCUGCGCGAGGAGGCCAUUGGUCAUGCUUCUACCUAUCCGUCAUCGGAUUCAUUGGCUAAUGAUGUCACAAGAGAUCAUUCGGAUGGUCAUUGGAAUGAAUCGGAGGUGACCGUGCUUAUGGCAGAGCAAAGAUCCGAGGCCUCGUACAAUUUGAAUCUGCUGCUAACGCCAUCAACGAAGCGGAAACAUUUGUUGUUGCAGCAUCAGCAACGCAGUUCCGUGGACACGGAUGCCUUGGAUUUUGAGGAACAGUUUACGGAUCAAAGUCCCACCUAUAGUCAAACGGGUUCAGUGAGUAUGAAAUCGUCUAGGUCUCCGGCAACACCACAAAAUGAGAGGGACAUCAUUGCCAAACCCUAUGACAGGGGUAAUCAACCCAAACUGAUAUCCCCCUCCAUUGAAAUAACACCCAUUUUGGGGCAGACUGGCCCUCCACCUGCCAAGCCUCCGGGCAAGGCGUUGCUGGCAUCGCCCAGGAAAACUAUUGCCAUUUCACCGCCAAAGGAGCAAAGGAGGUUAUCCGACAUUUCCGUGGGCGUUUCUUCGCUGACCGACAACUUGAAGGGCUUUGACAACUCCGAAUGCAGUACCAAUACCAACACCGAGGACUAUGCCACCUGUACCGACACCUCCCGACGCACGCCAGCUUCCACUCAAUCUUCCCAAAUGGAUAAGACCCAUGGUGAAUCUUCAUUUGAGAGUGCUUCUUCUCUGUACUCAUCCAAAGGAGAAAUGAUCUCAGAAGAUAUUAUCCAACCCGAAGAGGAGUAUCGGCGAGAAUCUAAAACCCAUUUAGAUUUGACAUUGAAUUUACCCUCUCCCAUCCAGGCGGGAGAGAUUGCCAAGAAAUCACCUUCACAUUCAGUGAGCAGUACCUCAUCGGGUAGCUAUAAUGUGGGUGUUGUUGGCGAUGGCGAUGAAGGAGGUAAAACACCGGAAGGGGAAAAGCCGGUUGUGCCCAUGAAAAAGGAAAGCACUUCACCACUGGGCCAAAGGGUGGCGGAGUUGGCACGCAAGAAAAUCGAAUCCAUAUCAGAUGAUGAACGCAGCGAUGUACGUUACUCCUCCUCCGGAUACUAUGAAAGUCCCCAGGAUGAUGAGUAUCAGAAGUUGAAGUCAAGACGUCAUCGCCAGGAGGAGGAGCGUAAGCGGCGAAAGACCUCAAUGAAAAUCGAUAUUGAAAAGGAGAAUAUGAGAGCACUUACGAGUCCCAUAAAGAGGGAUGUUCACAAGAAAUCUCCCGAAAGGAUAAAGGCCUCGUCCGCCUUGGCCGAGUCUACGAGUCCUGUUAAACUAAAACGUUUCCGUCCGAAGAUACGUCGUCAACUGCGACGGUCUUCACGUGAUGAAAGUGCCACACGAGCCACACGCAAGACCAGCAAUGCGGCGACUUUGUCACCCCAACAGAUAAUGGGCAGUGCUGAGAAGCUGCUAGAUGCAAGCAUUAUGUCUCCCAAGCCCCCGGCCACACCCAGCCAUAUGGUUACCAGUAUGGAACCAGAUCUACCCAUACCAGCCCCUCGCAUAGGCAAGGAAGCUGCAGUGGCACCACUGUCGUCGGCCACUGCAUUAACUUCCACAAAGGCUCCAACCUCGCUAUCACCUGCAUAUGUAAAAUCCGCCUCGGAAACAUGUCAAUUAAAAGCCAAAUCCAUUGAGUCCCUAAAUCGUUCGGUUUCGCCCGGUUCCGAUUCGGUAUUUUACAGUGAAGCUGAUGGCAAUCAUGCCGACCAGCACAGUGGCCAUUGCUCGCACUGUGGCAAGGAGGUUGACGAUCCCACUGUGGUCUGUGGCGAUUCGGUGGAAUCAUUACCCUACAUAGACAACGAACCGGAUAUUGUUAAGCCACCGUCCGAUUUUGCCGAUUCGCCAGUGACCAAUAAGACACCGCAGCGUUUGUACAAGAAAAUGGAUAAACGUUUCAGGUCCGAGGAGCGAUAUCACCUCGAGAGGGGUCGUCACUAUAAGACACGAAAGGAGAAUAUUCGAGCGAAGAGCGAAGAACGCAACCAGGAAUGCAAUAAAAAGACCACACCCAUUCUACGCCCAGCCGGUUCCAGUCCCUGCAUACUGCCAGAAAUUACCAGCGAAACCAAACAGCAGACCAUUUACAUUGGCCACUAUGAUUGUGCCCGCUAUGCUAGGCUGACCGAUUCGGAUAUAUGGGCCCAAUUGGAUCAUCAGAGUCUGGAACGCAGUCGCGGUCGCCGCUCCUCAACCGAUUCGGAGAAAAGCUUCUACACCAAAUACCAGGUGAUACUGCAUCGCCUUGUACAGAGACGUUGCACUUUGGAGAUGUAUCAUCGCCAAAAAAAUGAUACAUUUGUUUGGGGAGGGCGAAAAAUAACAAAACAACAAUAAAAUAUUAACAAAAUCUUGACCUACGUUCUUCUAGAAUUGAUAACAUCGAAUUCGGCACAAGACUCUCUGAGGCGGCGUCUGGAGGAAAUUUUAAAAUUAAUGCUGUUGGUAUGGGCUCGUGAAGGUCAUGUCUUGUCGAAAUUAACAAACGGCGAAUAUGGUGUCGAUAAAACCGUUGUGGUCAAAUCGGAUUCGGGAGAAUUUGGUUUCCGCAUUCACGGCUCCAAACCUGUUGUCGUGGCCGCCAUUGAACCUGACACCCCAGCAGAAAGUUCCGGCCUCGAGGUGGGCGACAUAAUCAUAUCAGUAAAUGGUGUUAAAGUUUUGGAUAAACAUCACACAGAAGUGGUGAAAAUUGCCCAUGAUGGUUGUGAAAAACUUGAACUGGAAGUGGCCCGCACUCUGGGCGUCCUAAUGAACGAACAACAGGAACCGCCCAUUCAGGUCAUCUACAGUGGUUAUCUGUGGCGUCAAAGUGGCCAGGCCAAGGGUUCGCCCAACGCCAAAAAAUGGGUCCAGCGUUGGUUUGUACUGCGUUCGGAUAACUGUUUAUACUACUACAAGACUGAAGAGGACACACAGCCAGUUGGAGCAAUGAUCAUGGCCAAGCACACAGUCGAGCCAUGCCCCGCCAAAGUCGGUAGACCCAAUGCAUUUAAAAUAGAUUCGGGUGAGGGUAUACCCAUGUAUGUGGCCGGGGAUAAUGAAGAGAUUACAAAUCGUUGGGUAAAUAUUUUGAAGAAGGCAGUGGCCCAGGAGAAUUCAUGGUUGGAUAAGAGUGCCCGCAAUUUGUACAAACAACCCAGCAAUAUACAACGUCCCGACUGUUUUGGCUAUUUGAUGAAAUUGGGCUCGAAAUGGUGCGGCUGGUCGAAACGUUACUGCGUCCUGAAAGAUGCCUGUUUGUAUUUCUUUCAGGACGGCAUAUCGAAAUCAGCUUUGGGUAUGGUCUGCCUUCAUGGCUACAAGGUCUCAUCAAUGUCAGCUGCUGCAUCGGGCAAAAAAUAUUCCUUUGAAAUUAUACCACCUGAACCGAAAUUGAGACAUUACUAUUUUUAUACCGAAUCUGAAAUGGAGAAAAAGAGAUGGAUAUCAGCUCUCGAGUAUUCCAUAGAUCGUUGGAUCAAAUCUGGGUAACUAAGGUUGAAAACCAUUAACAAUAAAUCAUCCAUGCACAGCACAAAGCGGAAACGACGUAGUUUUAGUUAUUUCAUGGAGUAAUAAGUCACAACGUGUGUG